Messenger RNA from Cervus elaphus (red deer), 1372 nucleotides. It is a transcript of the gene GOT1L1, whose product is annotated as glutamic-oxaloacetic transaminase 1 like 1. Gene Ontology annotation, cellular component: cytosol. The coding region runs from base 103 to 1326 and encodes 407 amino acids. The transcript has 9 exons. Gene Ontology annotation, molecular function: L-aspartate:2-oxoglutarate transaminase activity; pyridoxal phosphate binding. The record is from RefSeq and is a predicted model, not a curated record. Lineage: Eukaryota; Metazoa; Chordata; Mammalia; Artiodactyla; Cervidae. Gene Ontology annotation, biological process: L-aspartate biosynthetic process.
CGGAUCUGGGUGGCCCAGACUUGGAGGCUGGCUGUGGGCAGAAGCCUUCAGGAGAAGAACGCAGCAGCAGAAGUGCAGACCUGGUUCUGUUUUCCCUCAGCGAUGCCUACUCUGUCUGUGUUCACAGAUGUGCCCAUGGCCCAGAAGCUAGAGGGCAGCUUGCUCAAGACCUACAAGCAAGAUGACGACCCGAACAAGAUGUUCCUGGCCUAUAAAGUCUGCAUGACCAGCGAAGGCAGACCCUGGGUGUCCUCCGUGGUGCGCAAGACUCGAAUGCAGAUUGCCCAAGAUCCCUCCCUGAACUAUGAGUACACGCCGGUGAUGGGCAUGAAAUCAUUCAUCCAGGCUUCCCUGAACCUCCUCUUUGGAAAGAACAGCCAAGUCAUUGUGGAGAACAGGGCAGGGGGUGUGCAAACCGUGGGGGACAGCGGCGCUUUCCAACUCGGGGCUCAGUUCCUCAAAAGUUGGUGUCAGAAUUCUCAGAUAGUUUACAUCGUUUCUUCUCAAAAAGAACCGCAUGGACUCAUCUUCCAGGACAUGGGCUUUACAGUUUAUGAGCACACCUUCUGGGACUCCGCACAUCUGUGCUUGGACCCCAACAUGCUCCUCGAUGUGGUGGAGCGUGCCCCGCACGGCUGCGUCUUUGUGAUCGGGAGUAUCGGCAACUGUAGGCUGACCUCGAGUCAGUGGACACAGUUGAUGACCCUGAUGAAGGGCAAGGAGAUAUUUCCAUUUUUUGACAUUCCCUAUCAAGGCUUAUCCACCGGUGACCUGGAGGAAGAUGCUAUAUUCUUACACUACUUUGUGUCUCAAGGCUUUGAGUUCUUCUGCAGCCAGUCUCUAUCCAAGAAUUUUGGCAUUUAUGACGAAGGAGUGGGUACCCUCGUGGUGGUGGCGCUCAACAACCAGCUCCUGCUGCGCGUCCUCUCCCAGCUGACGAACUUCGCGCGGGCCCUGUGGCUAAACCCUCCCACCACGGGCGCUCGCAUCAUCACCUCCGUCCUCUGUAACCCUGCUAUGCAGGGAGAAUGGCGACAGAGCCUGGAAGGGGUUGUAGAGAACAUCAUGAUGACCAAGGAAAAGGUGAAGGAGAAGCUCCGGCUUCUGGGAACCCCUGGCUCCUGGGAUCACAUCACUGAGCAGAAAGGGUCCCAUAGCUAUCUUGGACUCAACUCCCAACAGGUGGAAUACCUGAUCAGUAAAAAGCAUAUCUAUAUCCCCAAGAAUGGUCGGAUCAACUUCACCUGUAUCAAUUCCUACAACAUAGAUUACAUCACUGCGAGCAUCAAUGAGGCUGUCUGCUUCACAAAGGACUCAGAGAAAUAGCUUCUGAAAGUAAAUGACCCCUGAUUGGAAUAAAAGCUUUAGUCUU